Catharus ustulatus (Swainson's thrush) is the source of this 2062-nucleotide messenger RNA. It is a transcript of the gene F2RL1, whose product is annotated as F2R like trypsin receptor 1. Gene Ontology annotation, molecular function: thrombin-activated receptor activity. NCBI's taxonomy places the organism in Eukaryota, Metazoa, Chordata, Aves, Passeriformes, Turdidae. Gene Ontology annotation, biological process: blood coagulation; positive regulation of Rho protein signal transduction; thrombin-activated receptor signaling pathway. Gene Ontology annotation, cellular component: membrane. The record is from RefSeq and is a predicted model, not a curated record. The coding region runs from base 84 to 1265 and encodes 393 amino acids. The transcript has 2 exons.
GCCCCGCGCCCCGCCCCGCUCAGGUAUCGGGGGAAACUGCUCGGGGGUGCGGUGAAGCGGCGGUGGUCGGAGUGGGGCGGAGGAUGGCUGCGCGCCGUGGGUUGUGCCUGCUGCUGGUGCUGCUGUUUCGUGCGCUGCUGGGAGCUGCCGCCGCUGCUGGAGGGAAUGAUGGACCCAGCAAACCAAAAGGAAGAACUUUCAUUGGCCAGAAGGUUCUAAAUGUAAAUAAUUCUGAAGAGUUAUACGUGGUGGAUGAAUUUGCAGCAAGAGUCCUCACAGGAAAGCUGACUACAGUUUUUCUUCCCAUUGUUUAUAUCUUUGUCUUUAUAAUUGGUUUGCCAAGCAAUGCCAUGGCCCUCUGGGUCUUUUUUUUCCGAACAAAGAAGAAACAUCCAGCUGUGAUUUAUAUGGUUAACUUGGCGUUGGCAGACCUUCUUUUUAUUGUCUGGUUUCCACUGAAGAUUUCAUACCAUCUGAAUGGCAAUAACUGGCUAUUUGGUGAAGGUCUCUGCAAAGUAUUUGUUGUGUUUUUCUAUGGAAAUAUGUACUGUUCCAUCCUCUUUAUGACAUGUCUCAGUGUACAACGGUAUUGGGUUGUAGUGAACCCCAUAGUGAAUUCAAAAAAGAAAUCAGAAAUUGCUUUGGGCAUCUCCAUUGCUAUCUGGGUACUGAUUUUGUUGGGCACCAUUCCAUUGUAUCUUGUUAAUCAGACAGUAUAUGUUUCAAAUCUUAACAUCACAACCUGCCAUGAUGUGUUGCCUGAAAAUGUUUUGGCUAAUGAUAUGUUCAAUUAUUUUCUUUCACUUGCAACUGGACUCUUCUUAAUCCCAGCUAUCAUCACUGCUGUUGCAUACAUUCUAAUGAUUAAGACCCUGAGUGCUUCCAUCAUAGAUGUAAGCACUGGGAAGAAACGAAAAAGAGCAAUCAGACUCAUUAUUGUUGUCCUGUCCAUGUAUCUCAUCUGUUUUACACCGAGCAACGUGCUGAUUAUUGUGCACUAUUCACUCAUCAAAGCCUACAGCCAGAGCCAUCUCUAUGCGUGGUACAUAACUGCACUGUGUCUUUCCAGUUUGAAUAGUUGUAUUGAUCCAUUCAUCUAUUAUUAUAUUUCUAAAGACUUCAGAGACAACCUUAAAUAUGCUCUUCUUUGCCGAAGUGUGCGAACCACACAGAGGAUGCAAGUGUCUCUCUCAUCAGGCAGGUACCCCAAGAAAUCAAAUUCUUAUUCCUCAAACUCAAGUAGGACCACUAAAUCAACCUACUGAGUUUAAUCUUAGAAAAGUGAACUUUGGUUAUUACUGAUGAAAGGAUGUGAGUGACAAUAGACUUACUUUGGACAGGAGAGUCUGAAGAAACAGCUCUGCAUUUUAAUUACAUUGAAGCCUGGAAUUUGGAACUGACAAUUGCUUUUUCUGUGUAGAAAUAAUAAGCAGAUAAAUCUUCCUGGGAAGCUGGGGGAGGGGAAGAAGACAUUUCAGAUGCUGUGCAAAAAUACUGCUGACGUAGAUGUGAGUUGCAGCUGAAGAUGUGCUUGUUGAAUAUAAAAGUUGCUAAAAAGCAAAAUGUCUCUGGAAUAUUAUGCAGUAUUGUUAGUAUUUUUAGUUAUCAGAAAAAUUUGUUUUGUUUAACUGUAACAGUAAUGUAUUAGGCAUCUGAAGAGACUGUGUGUAUACAACCAUGCUCUGUGUACCUGCUUACACUGAACAUCCUUUGAAGCCCUAGAGAGAAGUAGAGGAGAAACCAUUUCACCAUCUUGGAUUACACCGCUUAUUAUCUUUGGUAUAAUGUAAUUUAUAUAUUGUUUUCCAAGUUACCGUGCUGUAAAUACUAACAUAGCAAAAGCUUAUAAUAUUGUCCUAUUUGAGUUGACAAGCUGAUUUUGUUAUCGGCUAGCACUGGGAUAAAAUGUUAGUUGAGAAUAUCCACUGUUACUUAACAUUUGCCAGUACAUGAUCUUAUAUGGGGAUAUAAAACAAAGUUUUGAUGGAUAGCUAUUUGAUUUUAUAAAAUGUGCCUUGUAUUUUUUAAGACAUCUAAAUAAGAUUUUUUUUAUUAUAACACA